CCUUGCUCAGCUUCAAAUGUGUUCCGGAGUGGGGACCGGGUGGCUGAACCUCGCUGGUGGCAGAGAGGCUCCCCUGCAGCUUCGGGGCUCCACGUGGAUCCGAUGUGGCCGCUGGUGACCUGGAGGGUCCCCCUCCUCCCCCUCCUCCUCCUGCUGUUCAGGCAGGGCGCUGCCUGCAGAACCAGCGAGUGCUGUUUUCAAGACCCGCCAUAUCCGGACGGAGACUCAGGCUCAGCCUCCGGCCCCAAGGACCUGAGCUGCUAUCGGAUACCCAGCGCUGGUUAUGAGUGCUCCUGGCAGUAUGAGGGUCCCACGGCUGGGGUCAGCCACUUCUUGAGGUGCUGCCUUAGCUCCGGGCGCUGUUGCUACUUUGCGGCAGGCUCAGCCACCCGGCUACGUUUCUCCGACCAGGCCAGGGUGCCUGUGCUCUGCACUGUUACACUCUGGGUGGAAUCCCGGGCCAGGAACCAGACAGAGAAGUCUACUAGUGUGACCCUGCAGCUCUAUAACUCAGUUAGAUACGAGCCUCCUCUGGGAGACAUCAAGGUGUCCAAGUCGGCCGGGCAGCUGCGUCUGGAGUGGGAGACCCCAGACAGACAGGUUGGUGCUGAGGUGCAGUUCCGGCACCGGACACACAGCGGCCCGUGGACGUUGGGUGACUGCGGACCUCAGGAUGGUGAUACUGAGUCCUGUCUCUGCCCCCUGGAGAUGAAUGUGGCCCAGGAAUUCCAGCUCCGAAGACGGUACCGGGAGAACCAGGGAAGUCUCUGGAGCAAGUGGAGCAGCCCUGUGUGCAUUCCCCCCGAAAACCCCCCACCACCUCAGGUGAGGUUCUCGGUGGAGCAGCUCGGCCGGGAUGGCAGGAGGCGGCUGACUCUCAAAGAGCAGCCAACCCAGCUGGAGCUUCCAGAAGGCUGUCGAGGGCUGGCGUCUGGCGCCGAGGUCACCUACCGAGUGCGUCUCCACAUGCUGUCCUGCCCCUGUAAGGCCAAGGCCACCAGGACCGUGCAUCUGGGGAAAACGCUCAAUCUCUCGGGUGCUGCCUACAACGUGACUGUCAUCUCCUGGAACCGAUUUGGUCCUGGCCCGAACCAGACGUGGCACAUUCCUGCUGACACCCACACAGAACCAGGGGCUCUGAACAUCAGCGUCGGAACCAACGGGACUGCCAUGUACUGGCCCGCCCGGGCUCGCAGCACGACCUACUGCAUUGAGUGGCAGCCUGUGGGCCAGGAUGGGAGCCUUGCCACCUGCCACCUGACUGCACCGCAGGACCCGGAUCCGGCUGGAAUGGCAACCUACAGCUGGAGUCGAGAGUUUGGGGCGAUGAAGCAGGAAAAGUGUUACUACAUUACCAUCUUGGCCUCUGCGCGCCCGGAGAAGCUCACCUUGUGGGCUACGGUUCUGUCUGCCUACCACUUUGGAGGCAAUGCCUCAGCGGCUGGGACGCCGCCGCACGUCUCGGUGAAGAAUCACAGCUCCGACUCGGUGUCUGUGGACUGGGCGCCGUCCCUGCUGAGCACCUGUCCCGGCGUCCUGAAGGAGUAUGUCGUCCGCUGCCGAGACGAAGACAGCAACCAGGUGUCCGAGCAGCGCGUGCCGCCCACGGAGACCCAGGUGACCCUCGGCGGCCUGCGGGCUGGCGUGGCUUACACAGCGCAGGUGCGCGCGGACACCGCGUGGCGGAGGGGGGCCUGGAGCCAGCCCCAGCGCUUCAGCAUCGAAGCGCAGGGUUCUGAUUGGUUCAUCUUCGUCGCCUCCCUGGGGAGCUUCCUGAGCAUCCUUCUCGUGGGCAUCCUCGGUUACCUCAGCCUGAACAGAGCCGCACGGCACCUGUGCCCACCCUUGCCCACACCCUGUGCCAGCUCUGCCAUUGAGUUUCCCGGAGGGAAGGAGACUUGGCAGUGGAUCCACCCGGCGGACUUGCAGGAAGAGGCAUCCUUGCAGGAAGCCCUGGUGGUGGAGCUGUCCUGGGACAAAGGCGGGGGCACUGAAGCUCUCGAGAAGACAGAGCAACCUGAGGGUGCCCCUGAGCUGGCCCUGGAUACAGAGCUGUCCUUGGAGGAUGGCGACAGGUGUAAGGCCAAGGUCCUGGGGCUCAGUGAGCCGGAUGGUCAGAGGUGCUAGACACCCAUCGCUCCUGGGAGAUCCGGGCCUGGAGGCCUGCGGGAGAAACGGGAAC
Molecule: messenger RNA, 2182 nt
Organism: Saimiri boliviensis boliviensis (Bolivian squirrel monkey)
Lineage: Eukaryota; Metazoa; Chordata; Mammalia; Primates; Cebidae
Source: RefSeq, a predicted model, not a curated record